CCAGUCCGCCACCAUCUUGUCUCCCAAGACAAGCGUGAAGCGUCUCGAACUCUUGUGAAUUCGUGAUCCCCAAAUCCGAGCUCUCGCGAAAAUUCCCCCCCUUCCCACUCCCCUCUCCCGAGAGCCAAUCCGCGCAAAGCCCCAAACCCGGAUCAAGCCUUACAAAACCCCCUACUGCCUCGAAUCGCACCAGCGAAUCGAACUGGGAUCGAUCGGGAUCCGGUGAAGAUGUUCUUCUUCUUCGUGGGCGGCGUGGAGCAGGGCGCCGGGAGGGUGCUCAAGGAGGCGGCGGGGCGGUGCCUGCGGUGCGGCGGCACGGCGGACCUGGUGGAGACGGAGAAGGCGCUCAAGCUCUUCUUCGUCCCCGUCUGGCGGUGGCCCGGGAAGGACCCCGCCUACCUCUGCCGCGAGUGCGGCCUCCUUGCGCCGGGUUCCCUCGGCGCCGAGCCGGGCCCGUCGCUGCUGCCCCAGGAGGCCCGGUGUGGCGCGUGCAGCCGCGCGGUCGACCCGCAGUUCCGGUUCUGCCCCUUCUGCGGCUCCGCGCUCUGAGCGGGACGCCCGCGGCGCCCGUACUGACGUUUGCCACUCGCCGUGUCCGUAGUUUGUACUGAGCUUUUGUUUGUGUGGAGAGUAUUGCUGUAUCUGUAUGCGUGUAAUCACAACUUCGGAAAACAUCCCAUCGUGUUGCAAGUUUAGUAUCUUAGUUAUUUACUAUUUGUAAAAAGUUGCAAUCCUUAUUUGCCAUGGAUGUUUCACCGACAUUUGUGUUUGGGCAAAUUCCUUCCCUUC
Panicum hallii is the source of this 789-nucleotide messenger RNA. RefSeq lists its product as uncharacterized. The coding region runs from base 229 to 549 and encodes 106 amino acids. NCBI's taxonomy places the organism in Eukaryota, Viridiplantae, Streptophyta, Magnoliopsida, Poales, Poaceae. The transcript has a single exon. The record is from RefSeq and is a predicted model, not a curated record.